CCUCCUCCCUCUUCCCUCCCUCCCUCCCUCACCCACUCCUCCAACACUCUUUGUGCAGCUCCUCCCUCCUCCCUCUUCCCUCCCUCCCUCACCCACUCCUCCAACACUCUUUGUGCAGCUCCUCCCUCCUGUUCGCUGCUACCACCUCCAUCCCUCACCGUCCUGCACGCUCUCGCGUGCUCGCACACCAGCUUCGAUCCACAUUGCACUCAAUUCCUCUGCCUUCAUUCCUCACUGCGGAUCACGCCAGGAUUCCCUUCUCUCUCCUGGCUGUGCUUCCAGACCUGGCAAUGGGCGGCAGCGUUCCGCUGUUGAGAUCUGUAAUUUGAGAGUCAUUCCUGAACCGUGAGGACAAUUCCUCAUACUCUGCUGGGUCCCAAGGAUAUUGCCACAUUUUGUGAGCAAGUCCAACCUGGGGAGUGAGCCGAGUGUGAGGAGCUAAGAGGCGACUAAAAUGUCUGCGACGAGAAUCCUAUUCUUUUUGGCGAUUCUCGUCUGUAUCGACCGUGCGGCUGCGCAAACGACGGGUGAUGAUGGUUUGGUAACAGGAGACGCGCCGGUAGCCAUCAAACAUGUCAAUUGUACGCUUCAUAACUCUUCAAUGAUAUCCCCUACCUUGUGCACGUAUUAUGAUAAGCAGAAUAUGGCUAGUGAGACGGGCAACUGCCAGUCGUUCCUGACCAAUUGGGAGGAUGCUCCAAAUCCGGGUUGCUGCGAGGGCUUCCGCAAAAUCGCCGGAUUUCGGAUCGCUUGCAUAUGCGAUGCCACCUUCUACCCGCCUGUGACUGUGAACUUCACCCGGCAAUUGGCGCUCCCAUUCUUGUGCAGCAUCGUCAACGAUCUGUGCGUGGAAUGCCCCACGUAUCUCGUCUCUCGUACGGAAGAGUACCCCGUCGGUGGAGUUGAGAAGAGAUCAGUCGCUGCCCGAGUGGCUGCAAUUGUCCUUGGAGUGAUCCUGUCCGUCGUACUCCUGGUUGGUGCGGUCGCACUCACCAUCACGGAGCUGAAGAAACAGAAGGAAGAGAAAACUGCUGAAGUUUUCGAGGCUGCUCCACCCGGAGGCGCCUUUUGAGCAUCCAUCAAGAUCUAUACACUAGUGCAAUUAACCUCUGGGACGAGACAAAUCCGUAAGUUAAAGAAUGAUAGGGACACCGCCAAAGUACCUUUUUAGGGUCGCAUGGCGUGGCGAGCGAGACGAGCUGUCUAUCCGAUGAAUGCUUUCGAGUUUGUAACGAAUUGAUGUAUACAACUAUCACGGGCUACCAUGUGGUGCCCUUAGCUUUGGAACACCUGAGGUGUAUUUGGGUGAUUUUGGGCACCUGGUACUGUGAUUUUCCCACUUGUGAUGCGUAAUGUAAUUGUGAUUCGUGCUAUUCAAUGAUUUCUGGCAACCGAUCUCUGCAUACAGUUUCAGAGCUUUCUUCUGGAAAAAGUCGUUACUGACGUUCAAACAGAAUAUUGUGUAAGGAAAUGGGCAGGGAAAGUCGAAGACACCAUGGAAACUUGAAUUGGUGGCUUAGGGUUUUGGUUUAUGCAUGAGGUAGGCAUCACCGCAGGGGCAGCAAACUCGAGUUGGGCAUUGAGCACGACCAGCAGCAUCCAAGCAGGGGGCAAUCUUCUAUUUCAGGGGUGGAGAGAACAUGAGCAGGGAUUGGUUGGAUGAUAUCGAAAGACCAUUCGCACAUUGUGAGUGUUGAGAAACAAAAUGUGGAUUUGCCGAGAGAGCAGCGUGGCAAGCAUGCAAGGGGGGCAGCAGGAUGUUGGAUGGAUUCCGGCGUGGAGUUCCGGGUGUCCAAUAACAGCGGAGCGGAACCCUGUACUACUCAGUCAGCAGAAGAGCAGCAGGUUCAAGGAGAUAGUGAGGGAGGAAGGGAUCCCCCCUCCCCUCCCCCCCUCUCCCUUUCCUUUCCUUGUCCUCCCUUGUCUUGUCUAGUCUUGUGUGUCCCCUGGUUUUUGAAUGAACAGAAAAGAUAUCCUUAGUAAUUCCUUUGAUCAAUGUAUUGCUACUUAUUUCUUAGUAGCAAUGUGUUUGUAAGGUACAACAUUGCAAUUGGUGAAAUCACAAUCAUAAUUUUUAAA
Physcomitrium patens is the source of this 2079-nucleotide messenger RNA. RefSeq lists its product as uncharacterized. The record is from RefSeq and is a predicted model, not a curated record. Lineage: Eukaryota; Viridiplantae; Streptophyta; Bryopsida; Funariales; Funariaceae.